This is a messenger RNA of Alternaria postmessia, 378 nucleotides long. RefSeq lists its product as uncharacterized. Bases 1 to 378 code for a protein of 125 amino acids. The transcript has a single exon. The record is from RefSeq and is a predicted model, not a curated record. NCBI's taxonomy places the organism in Eukaryota, Fungi, Ascomycota, Dothideomycetes, Pleosporales, Pleosporaceae.
AUGUCCUACCAACCACAACCGCCUAGUGGGCUUCCCAGCUCUCCACGAGCAAACCGCCAAAUGCAGAUGCUCUCUCCACUCGACACAUCAUUCCCCUCGGAUUCAUCGCAAACACCUUCGCCAUACUCCAGCACAUCCGAGAAGCAAUCAGAAAAGGCCCGCGACAUCUUCGCCGAUGCUACUAUUCCUCUCAGCCCAGCAUCGUCAACAAGCUCGACUAGGAAAGCAAACCCUUACGAGGGUCUUGAACCCCGGAAGCGUAGCGGCCUCGCGCGACUCUUUUGCUGCCUUGGCCGCGAAGAGCGCGCACGACGAAGGAUGAACAGGAGUUUGGAGUUUGAGAAAGUCGGCGAAGACUGCCAUUGGUCGGAGUACUAA